UUCUAAAUUUUGGAAAAACUUGUUGGAUAUUUGUAUAUAUCUAUCGGUUGAAUGCUUGUCACCAACUCCUUUUUUUAGCUUUCACUCUGUUUUUAUGCUUCUUUGAAACUCUCUCCCUCAAGGGAAAGACAGUGCCCAGAAUUCAGAGCCUUUCAGACAUAGAUAAACAUCUAGCUUUGUCUUUGCUCUGUUCGUUGAACUCUGUUUCUUUGGUUUUUUGGUAAUGGAGAAACAUAAGUGUAAGCUAUGCUUGAAAAGCUUCGCAAAUGGAAGAGCUUUGGGUGGUCAUAUGAGGUCUCACAUGUUGAAUCUUCCAAUUCCUCCGAAAGUUGAAGAAAAAGAACGACCGAAAGUGGCACCGAAGCAACUCAGAGAAGAGUCUGAGGCAGCUUCAGCUUCAGCAUCAUAUUUGUCAUCUUCAUCGGAAGAAGAAGGGGAAGAAAAAGGUCAGUUUUAUGGGCUUAGAGAGAAUCCAAAGAGAAGUAUUCGCUUGGUAGAUCCUGAAUUUGUUGAUGCUGGCUCCGUUGUUCUUCAAGACAGAGAAAGUGAGACUGAGUCGUCUAAGAACCCAACUCGGAGACGAUCUAAACGGGCUUGGAAAAUUCUAGAGCAUCACCAAUAUCAUCAACAACAACAGCAAAGACAAGAACAACAAGAAGACACAAAGAAGCUUAAAGUUAACACCAAACAACUGUGUAUGACUGAGUCUUGGGCUGAACCUGAAACGGUGAGUUCGAUCUCUGACACUACAACUGAAGAAGAUGUCGCUUUCUGUCUUAUGAUGCUUUCAAGGGACCAAAUGAAAAGCAAAGCACGUCAAGAUGAAGAAGAAGAAGAAACAGAAAUAGAAAAGUCUAUGGAAGAAACAGAUGAAUCAGAAGAGUACUUCAAAUUAAGCAAGGUUAAUCGAACAACUCGAGGUAAGUACAGAUGUGAAACCUGCAACAAAGUUUUUAAGUCGUACCAAGCACUGGGUGGACACAGAGCGAGUCACAAAAAGAUCAAAGCUCACUCGCCAGCAACUCAUGAAACAGAGUUGGAACCAGAAAACAUGGGUACUUGUUCUAUGACAGAAAAGAAAAGACAUGAAUGUCCUGUUUGUUUUAGAGUCUUCUCAUCUGGACAAGCCCUUGGUGGACAUAAAAGAUCUCAUGUAACUGGUCAAGUUGUAGCAACAACCCAAACCCAUGAUAAAAGUUCCAAAAAGUUGGGAGAUAACUUGAUAGAUCUUAAUCUUCCUGCUCCAAUGGAUGAAGAUGAUGUUAGCCAAAUUGAACUUUCCGCGGUCUCUGAUGCUGAAUUUGUCAACCACAUCAAGUAAUAAACAAUUUUUUUUCGUGGUUCACAACAAUGUUAGAUCCGAAGGUAGACAAUUUUGGUUGCUUUUAUCUAUAUUUGGGAUCUUUGAUUUUUGCCAGUUUGCUUUGUCAAAUUUAUGCUAUAAUACUUUCUACUCUGUUCUAACUGUAAUUCUUUUCUCUGAAUUGUCUUUAAAGAUCUGUUUGUAACAACUGAUCGUUUAGAAUCUCUCAUGAAUGCUUUUGUUUAUUUCACUGUUGGAUUAGAGCUUCUGGGUUCCUU
This is a messenger RNA of Durio zibethinus, 1581 nucleotides long. The record is from RefSeq and is a predicted model, not a curated record. Lineage: Eukaryota; Viridiplantae; Streptophyta; Magnoliopsida; Malvales; Malvaceae.